Molecule: messenger RNA, 2922 nt
Organism: Didymosphaeria variabile
Lineage: Eukaryota; Fungi; Ascomycota; Dothideomycetes; Pleosporales; Didymosphaeriaceae
Exons: 9
Coding region: 1-2922 (973 amino acids)
Source: RefSeq, a predicted model, not a curated record
AUGCAUGGCAACACUCCCACGUCUUCCUACCCCAAUAGCCAGAUUAGCCGUACAUCCACAGGAGUGAUUUCCCAGCAGUCAACACUAGUUGGACAGCCCAUAAAUGCGACAGGAAGUGACGCAUUGGACGCGGCAGUUCGCAAGUUCAAAGCACGAUUAACGGGCACUGAUCUUACUGCAUUCCGAAGCACGACCUAUGAGGAAUUAUGUCGCGAGAUCUUGCGCAUUCAAUAUGAACAAGAACAGACUAAGUCUAUGGUUAACCUUGGCCGAAUCCAAUCUUUUUUGGAAGCCAUGGAUCAGUUCUCUAAGACCAUUGAGAUUUUUCUAAACGUAUCUGAUAUGGUCGCCUUCGUAUGGGGACCGAUCAAGUUCCUUCUUCUGACUGCCAGCACUGUUACCGACUCAUUCGAAACUCUUUUGGAAGCCUACUGUGAGAUAGGAGAACAAUUGCCCCUGCUGCAAGAGUACGAGAAGUUGUUCAAGGAGAACCCAUACAUGAUUCAAGCUCUUGAGUUGAUAUACAUCGACAUUCUCGAGUUCCAUCAGCAAGCUAUGCGGUUCUUUUCCGGAAGUCGAUGGAAAAAGUUCUUUCGCGCCAUGUGGAAAGACUUUGAUACAAAGUUCGGUGGGAUCAAGAAGAGCCUUUCUCGACACAAGGACCUGGUGGAACGUCGCGCAACGAUUUCACAAUAUCGUGUCUAUCGUGAAGACAUGGGGGAGACGAAAGCUAAGCUCGAGGAAUUGGUUGUCGAAGAACGAACUAAGAAGUUGGUAGCAGUGAAGGAGUGGUUUGCAGUCGGAUCGAUACAAGAAGAAGAUCAUUCGAAGUUCACAGGAAUUCGUGAAAAGUACAAAGACACUGGGAAAUGGAUCAUGAAAAAUGACAACAUCAAAGAUUGGAUGGACGCAGACAAUCCAGCUACACCUAUAGUCUGGCUGACAGGCAUGCCUGGCGCUGGGAAAACCAUACUGGCUUCGAGUCUCAUCGAUGCUUGCAAAUCAAAGACCACGUACAUUACAAGCUACUUUUACUGCCACUACGAAGGUCAAGGAUGCAACACUGCUGUCGGCGUUCUGAAAGGACUGAUACACCAGUUGUUGAGCCAGUACCCUGAUAUGCUACCACCCUGUCACACGAAGCGAACCGGAAGUGGCGAGCCAGUACUACGAUCUCUACAACUAGCCAAGAAGCUGUUCGAGGAUUUUUGCUCAAUACCAAAGAAGAUAUUCAUCAUCAUCGAUGGCUUGGACGAAUGUGAACAGAUCGAGCGCAAGCAACUGCUGGAGUUUCUUAUCGAAAUCGUCACUCAAUGUGACACCAGUGACCCAGGUAAACUCCGUGUAAUGGUUGUCAGCCGGGAUUAUGUGGACAUAAAGAGAGCCCUACACAGCUCAUCGGUCGCUAAGAUUGUACCUAACAUCGUUUCCAUGUCUGAAGCAGACAAUCGACACGAUAUUCACAGUUACGUUCGAAUCUGGGUGGACUGUAUCGCAGCCAAGAACGAACCGUUUGAUGAUGAGGCGAAGGAAUACCUCCGCAACCUGACUGUAGCACGGGCCAAGGGUAUGUUUUUGUAUGCUAAGCUGGUCAUGGAAAACCUUUCCCAACAGCCAACCCGAGGGGAUUUGUUAGACGCUAUCAGUGAAAACAACUUCCCAGAAAGUCUGAAAGAAGCUUACGAAAGAAUCGUGAGGCGGAUUAAACGAACAUUCGUCGUUGAAUGGCCGAAAGCGAAGAAACUAUUGGGCUGGAUGGUCUGCGCUCAACGACAGCUGACGUGGCGGGAAAUACAAGUAGCUCUUUCUAUCGACGUGGACAGCCGUAGUAUAGAGUAUGAUGACCGUCGCCUUCGGAACCAUAUUCACGACAUCUGUGGCUCUCUGGUGACGGUAUCUGGAAAUCGGGUCUCGUUGGUGCAUAGCACAGCAAGAUACUACCUCACAAAAGCUACUGAAGACAUCCACCAGCCAUCAGUAGAAUGUGAACUUGCCACGUUGUGCCUUCAGUACCUCACAUUUCCAUGUUUCCAGAUCAAGGAUCCGAUUGAGAAGCAGGAGCUUCGGCAAAUGAUGCUUGAGGGCCAAUUCGCAUUCCAAGAUUACGCGGUUGCAAAAUGGUUCCAGCAUGUUAAUGCGUUCGUCAAAUUUGGUAAGGACCUCUUGGAGGACUACACAAAAGCGGAAGAGCUUAUCAGGGGGUUAUCUCUCGCGAUCGACAGCUUCAUGGAUCAGUAUCAUGAGGAGAACUUCCAUGAAUCCGAGAAAAUCGUGGCUGAAUGUCGCCAAACUUGCAAGAGCUUCGAGGAACAAGAUUUCUACGAAGAUCUGGUAUCUUUGACCAGCCAUAUCUACACCUUCCAGAAGAAAGGGUUUGAAGCUCGGCACAAGAUCAGCAUUAAGGGUCUUGAGGAAGCGCUCAACCGUAACCGGAAACUAAUGGAGGAGACGGUGUCCAAACUUAAAGGUUCAGAAUUGGAGACUUUCAAAAACUUCUACGACAAUGAGAGACCGUACAAGUGCACGAAGAUCACUUGUAUGUACUUUUCCGAAGGUUUCAAGGAUGCCAAGUCCAAGAAGCGUCACGUCAACAUACAUGAUCGUCCUUUCCAGUGCGACGUUCCCGAUUGUCUUGGCGCGGAGGGAUUUUCCAACCACAAAGACCUGGAGAAGCAUACUCGCUCUUUCCACCCUGAGAUCAGUGAUCUUGCAGAGCGCUUCAAUUCAACGCAUAUCAAGAAGACAAAGGCAACGCAUACCUGUCCUCUAUGCGGGAAAUCCUUUACACGAAAGCUCAUCUUAGAAGACCAUGUGAGAAGCCACAAAGGGAUCAGGCUGAACGAAUGCGAGGAGUGUGGCAAAGCUUUCACUCGAAAGAAUGACCUAAGGAGGCAUCAGAAGAUCCAUGAACGCGGAAAAUGA